Molecule: messenger RNA, 945 nt
Organism: Venustampulla echinocandica
Lineage: Eukaryota; Fungi; Ascomycota; Leotiomycetes; Helotiales; Pleuroascaceae
Product: Cellulose-binding protein
Exons: 1
Coding region: 1-945 (314 amino acids)
Biological process (GO): carbohydrate metabolic process
Cellular component (GO): extracellular region
Molecular function (GO): cellulose binding
Source: RefSeq, a predicted model, not a curated record
AUGAGAUUCCAGAGCGCUCUGUCACUGGCAGCAGUGGUUACCAGCGCUUCUGCCCAUACCAUAUUUACCAACCUCAAGGUUGGAUCAACAACUAAUCCAGUUGGCUACGGGAUCCGAGUCCCAUCCUACGAUGGCCCUAUUCAAGAUGUAUCCUCAUCAGAUAUAGUUUGCAAUGGUGGCCCCAACCCUACCACGCCAUCUGACAAGGUCAUCGACGUUAAAGCGGGUGACACAGUCCAAGCCAUCUGGAGACAUACUUUGACCAGCGGCUCGGAUGAUGUGAUUGAUUCCAGCCAUAAGGGGCCCACUAUUGCAUAUCUCAAGAAGGUCACCGACGCAAAAACAGAUUCCGGGAUUGGCGGGGGUUGGUUCAAGAUCCAAGAAGCAGGUUACAAUGCGGCGACAAAGACAUGGGCGAUAGACGACCUCAUCGCAAGUGGAGGCGUCCACAGCAUCAAGAUUCCGUCCUGCAUUGCCAAUGGCCAAUAUCUUCUUCGCGGAGAGUUGAUUGCCCUGCACGGCGCAGGGUCAUCUGGCGGUGCCCAGUUCUACCUGGAGUGUGCGCAGAUCAAUGUCACUGGCGGCACAGGGGCCUCAACCCCUUCGACUGUCUCCUUCCCAGGCGCAUAUAAAGCCACCGAUCCUGGGAUCCUCAUCAAUAUCUACCAAACGCUCACGAGCUACACCAUUCCUGGCCCCGCACUAUUUACCUGUGGUGCCAGCUCCGGGCCAUCGGUCCCAGAUAUACCUUCGACGCCAGGAACGACACUUGUUACCAGCUCGAAGCCUAGUGCGACGGCAACCCCCAACAACCCAUCCGGGGCGCCGCUCUAUGGACAGUGCGGCGGAACGGGUUGGGGUGGAGCGACCACUUGUGCCCAAGGGACAUGCAAAGCGACGAAUGAGUGGUAUAGUAAGUUCCUCCCUUCUCAUUUCACUCUCUGA